This is a messenger RNA of Amoebophrya sp. A120, 4451 nucleotides long. The record is from the annotation of a GenBank genome assembly. Lineage: Eukaryota; Dinophyceae; Syndiniales; Amoebophryaceae.
GAAGACGGUGGAACAACAAAUGGAGCUGAUUUGAACAGUCUAGAACAUGUUGGCGAGGACUACGAAAAAGGCAAGAACAAAGCAGAUCCUGGUCGUGACAAAAAAGCAGUAGACCUUGAAGAUGCUGAGCAGGAAAGAGAAGAAGAGCAACAUCAAGGACGAGCUACAGAAACAAAAAAGCAGAGGCGGUCUUCACGCCAACGCUCCAAAGGCAAAGAAGAGGAUCUUCUCGAACAAGGAGAUGAUGAGGACGAAGUUGAUGAAGAAGACCCGGAGGAAGUCGUUCGGUGCUGCGGCAACUGCACGCGGCGGGAGAAGUGGCGCAAACGAGGGGAACGGAACACCACCUCUUUCAAGAUGCUCUCCGUUUCCCGAACCAGCGGGAAUUUGCUGGAAAGAUCCCGGGUUCACACCCUGCUCCUCAUCCUCGUUUUCGUAUCCCUACUCUGCUACGGCUCCGUGCAGCUCCUGCAAAACGAGUCCUGGUACUUCGGCGAGGGGAACUUGCGCCUCCUAAAAGUGGAGCGCAGUGUCUGGAAGUGGGACAAGGGCGGCACCUACCUCACCGCGCUGUUGUCCUGGACGUUUCUGGCUUCCACGUUGCUCGCAUUGCUCUCGGUGAGUCGGGACGGGAAGUGGCGCCAGCGAGUGUGGUGCAACCCCAUGGUGGCACUCCCGAUAGCGUAUCUCGGAGUUUUCUUCAUCUGGCCCUACUUCUCCGCGAACACGUUUUGGAACCAGGUGCUGCGAAUGAACACGGACAACGUGUUUGCCUGGUCAGAGUCAAACAAAGGUUACUACGCGCUGUUCCGCUUUUUCAACACGCGCAGCUCCGAAGUGCACUCCGCAAACUUCUGGUUCACCCGUGCCACCGAUCAAGUGACCGGGGACGGCACGACUGGGGAUUCAAGUUAUCCAAAUGAGUCCGUAUUUGACAACUUACCCGCGGGACGGAUGACGGAUUUUUUACGUUCAAUCUGCUCGGACGACGAAAACGCUGACAGUUCUUCAUCCCGCCCGGGAAACAAGACUAACACCGAUGAUCAUGAAGCCGCGACCUUCUACCACAUUACCGUGCCGCAAAGGACGCUUUACAGUGCCGUGAGCCACUUCACCCGCGCUAGUAGUUCGGAGGAUUUAAUCACGUCGACCCCGUGGCGGGUCAGUCUCGCGGGCUCGGUGGUGACAGACGGAAGCAGGGGACGAGAUGGUGCGUCGUCCGCGUCCUCUUCAUCUGCGGAUGAUUUCAUUCUAUUUGCCUCGACGUACGCGUUUGUAACGGAUACAGGAUCGCACGGCUUCGUGCAGAAACUGGCGCAAUUGCGACAGGUACUGUUCUCAGACAUGCAAACCUUGGAAAAUUUGAAAAUCAUCAAAGAUGAUGAGGGGGAUAACACGACGAGCCACGAAGUUCCUGAUCUUAAUCUACCAAGAGAAGAAACAGUAGACCCCGCCGCUGGUGUCGACGUCCUGCCGCCAGACAACUUCCUGCAAAACAUCCAGAUUCGCAUCGUCGCAUUUGAAACAAGCAGCCGAACUAAGAACUCUCCUUCGGUCAUUGAUGAAGACGGUGACGGAGGGGGGAAAAAUGGUAAUGCAGGCGGUAGCGGUACUGGUGCUCCCGCUUCCAAUAGCGGGAAGAACAACGAUGCAGACGACCAGGACCAUCCAAAGGCCCGGGCCGACCCGAUGGGUAUCGUCAUCGAUUUGAAAAAACUCGCGGAAGACCCGCUAGUAAAGAAGUUUUUAAACACGAAUCUUCCAACGGACGAAGAAGUGGUCGAUACAACUUCUCCCCGCGCUGGACAGGGAUCAAAUUCAACACCGUCACCAUCAUCAGGCCGGCAGAUGAGCAGCGGCCCUCCUCGCAGAAGUGCAGCCACUGUGUACCGGGACAGACUGGCGGACUUGAAAUCGUUUUUCUGCCAAGAGCUGUGCACGCAGUCGUGGUCCUGGGCCCCCCAGCCCAUGAAUGACGCCAUUGACGUGCACCGAUUCUACUGUUGGUACGCCAGUGUGUCGGUGGAACACCGAGGAGACGACGAGGAUAGUGACAGUGGUACUAGUAACGAAGAUGUUGAAAAUAACACCUGUUUAUUGCUCCCGCGCUUAGACCUGCACUUGCGCGCAGUCGGGCCGGACCUCCCGGGUUACAUCAAUCGCGUUUUGAUCCCCGGAUCGAAAUUCCACCGGCUGUUGACGAACGUCAGACCGCCCGUGGAAAAACUAACGGCCUGGAAAAGUAGUAGUACUGCCACUGGUGGUGGUGGUGCAGCUGGUGCGCAGAAUAUGUUGCAGUUGCAGGGUCGCAGCUAUGAACAAGCACAAAGAGGAAGAGCUGUGGGAGUCCUGGGUGAAGCAGAGGCGUCUCCAAGAGCAACUUCGUCUGGUCAUAAUUUUCGUGGUGAGUCCCAGGAAUCCGGCUUUCUACAAAAGGAAAUCGGGUAUGCAGCCGAUCUAGAAGACGUCGUUGAGCCCCCGCCAGAUGAGGAUAUUACAGAUGUUGUUGCGCUCGAUGACGAGUGGGAUGAUGCGCGUGCAGCUGCAGUUUCUGCCCGUGGUCAGCAAAUGGCUGUAGGACCCUCAGCCUCUACUUUCCGACCUGCAACUUUUGCGUCAAGGGGACAAGUCGGAGAACAAGAGCCGCGACAACCACCACAACCAUAUGGGUCGCUGCCACCCGAACAAGCGUCGUGGUCCAGACAGCAAGGAAAAGCAAUAUCGAGCUUACAGUUAGUACAGGCAGCAGAAACAAAAAAUCAAAUGAAAGUGCUAUCAAACGACUACGACAGGACGACUGAUACCCGAACGCCCGCCGAGCAGGAGCAAGACGUGAGAUACAACGGACUGGUUCUCGAGCCGAUAAAGAAAGCCGGAAGUAAUAAAACUACAUCAUCUUCAAAAAUAGAUGGUGGAGAAAAAAGUGCAGCUGACGCAGAAGAUGAAAGCCAGUACUCUCUUGCGUCGAGUACUGUCAAGAAGGUGAAAUACCGUACCUUUUUUGUGAACCGGCAUAAUGUCUUCUCUUGGUAUUCCCUCCCAGACGCGGACCCGGGGCCUCGGGCACGCAGUGUGACUGGCAGGCUGCUGGAUAACGAGGUGAGCAACACGAACAUUUCGGCGCACAGCUGGGAGUAUUGGUUGCAGCGACACCUCCCCAGCUUUUCCCGUGUCGGGGCGGAAUCGUAUUACCUACCGCGGAAGAAUUUCGACCGGCGGAAGGACAUCCAAUGGUACCCCCGCGCCUACUCCCACGUGGCCAGCAGCGGGCACGUGCCGUCUUUUUCCUUCAAGUUGCUGCUGUUCACGGUGUUAAUUGCGCUUGUCUUAAUGGCGUUGUUUCACUUGUUUUUGAAAAUUGACCCUCUGUGGAGGUGUUUCCACGGCCGGAGGGCAUAGUGAUUUUUUCACGCCGAAAACGAAAUUUUUAUCUAGGCUAGUAAGUGUUUAUUUUCCAAGAAAGGCUCGCUCGUCACGUGUAAUAGUAAUUCUAUAUGCUUUCAGGACCACAAGAAGAAAAUAUACACAAGAACACGUAAGGGUCUCAGAUCGAUGAAUGUUUUAUCGAUUGGCACUCUUGAUGUAAUUGUAUUGGAUCCAAUGUUGUCAUUCGAUGGUCUGAACAUCGGAUCGGGAUCCUCAAUCUUUAGUACGCCUCAGCUUGCGUCUUUCUGUGUGCACAGGAUUAUCUGCACAAAAUGAAAUUUACUAUGCACAGAAGUGGUGCGACUACGUAGGUACACGUAACGCAUUGAGUAGGUUCGUCAUGAUGCGCUUCAAAAACAAGAACAGACUCAGAUACCGUGUACUUAUUUUGCAAAGCUGAUUUCCUGGUGGCGUUCUUGUCCCCUUUCUUCACCACAGCUACUGGUACCGCUGCCAUGACCGAAAGAAGGGUUUUUCUAAGGUUAAUUCUUUAGCCAUACAAGAACUUUCAUAUUUUUUUAGGAAGCCCGCCCAGCAGAAGUAGAAACUCGACUUCGGUUGUGUUUGAUUAUAUUGAGCGCCAUUGGUGAUAUUGCAUAUGCUACUUGGAGUUUGUUUCCUUUCAUACACGGGCUAGUUGUACGCCCUCAGUACUAUCAUAGUAGGUACUACCCGAAGCAGCUGCAUCUGCAUGAUGAAUUCUCAACCCCGACAUGCUGCAAGAACUUUUUCCUCUUCAUAACCCUGCCUCGUCCCCGCCCCGACACGAAUCCACCUACAGAAAUAAGUGAAAAUGUGAGUCACAAGAACAACCACAACUCCUCCCACAAACACUUACAGCAAACUUCACUUCGGCAAUAGCUGCACAAAGAAUCUCGUAGUUGAUUUUUACACACGAAAUUGUUCGUGCAGUUAUUGCCAGGUGUAGACGUAGAGAAUCUUCUAUCAGUAGAGUUUGUACAAUGUCCUAACUGCAUGUCGUGCACCAGCACCCCCAUCUUUUUUUCGCACGCUGACUCUAUGAU